CCAAGAGUGUUCGGUAGGUCGAUUUGAAUAAUUUUUUUUAAUUUUUUAGAUUUCAUGCUUAGUCUUAAAAGAAAUAGAAAAGAAAGCUUAUAAAAAAUACCAUGUGAUCAUGAUUCAGUAUAUGACCCCCAUUAUCGGUUUGUUUCACCAUCUAUAAAUUCUAGGAUGCUUCACUCUUCUCAUCACAAUCUGUCUAUCUCUCUCGUGAUAAAAUUUGUGUUUAUUGUCCUCAAUGGAUCCUUCUCAAAUUGGUACGGAUAUGCUUGCUGCUGACCUCUCCAUGGAGAAUGACAUUCUGGUUGCUCAAGACAUUCCACUUGACGAUGCAGCUGAUCCAACAACCAAAGUUUUGGUGGGUAAGGUAUUUCUCCCUGGCUCUCUUCCUCUUCAACGUUAAAGGGAUCGUUUGGUUACCUUGGGCCAUAUUCGUAAUGGGUUAACUAUUGACUUUUUUAUGGAAGAUCUCUUUUUACUAACCUUUGGCUCUGCUGCGGAGAAAGUUCGAAUUUUGGAAGGCCAGCCAUGGCAUUUUUUGCAGAGGCAUAUAGUGUUGGCUGAACUUCCUCCUUUUGAACAGAUCAUUUCUGCGAAUGUUCGGCUAGUUCCUUUCUAGGUACAGAUUCAUAGAUUACCAAUUAGAAGAAAUACUGAAGCCAUGGGUGUCAUGCUCGGUAACUAUAUGGGGACUUUUGACAAAUAUGACGACUCCACACGCUUUCGCUUUCUGCGCAUUCGUGUUCUUCUGGAUGCUUACAAGCCACUGCUUAGAGGUAAAAGGAUUCAAUUUGAGGAUUCCCAAAACAGUUUGUGGGUGGACUUUAAAUAUGAAAGACUUGCUGAAUUCUGUGAAUUUUGCGGACGUAUUACCCACAAGACGGAUGAAUGCCCUGCUGUUCUCAAUCUACAAGAACAGGGACUUCCUGUUGAACGUACCUAUUUUCCUUUGAUCCGAACUGCUGGUCUCCCUCCAAUUGCUCUCCCCAGGCCUCCAGUGGCACGCCCCUAUCAACAAAAUCCUAUGAUAAUUCCGUCUCUUCCUGUGGUGCUUCCAGGAAACAAUGAAGUCCCUGCUAUUGUUUCUGGGGUUGUUGGAUCUGCUCCUUCCACUAUUAUCCAACCAACUUUGAAAUCCGAUAAAGGAAAAGGAAAGCUUGUAAUUGCAUCUGAGUCUUCUACUAUAACUAAGUCAUUGGAUAUGGCUCUAACUCAACAGGGGUCGAAUACUGGAAAUACUACUCAACUAAUCCAUCCACUAUCACUCUCUCCUAGUAAACACUCCCAAGAAAGAACUAAAUACCUUGGUAUGGAUAAAGGCAAAGCUAAACUUGUUGAUGAAACUUCACCAACUAAUACUAUUGGAACUACUCCAGACAUCAUUAUUGCUAAGAGACUGAAAGCUAAUGAAGAUACCGUCACUACUAAAAAAUACAAGAAAUAAAUUGUAUUCUGCAUUACUGAAUUCUUCUGUGGUUUUCUGUUGUCCUUUUAUUAGUUUAGUACUUUCUUAUUUCCAUCUUAUCUUUUUUAUGUUAAGUCUAUGUUUUUCAGUUCUUGUUGGUGCUGUAAUGGCUG
Messenger RNA from Cannabis sativa, 1572 nucleotides. RefSeq lists its product as uncharacterized. The transcript is spliced from 2 exons. The record is from RefSeq and is a predicted model, not a curated record. The coding region runs from base 656 to 1438 and encodes 260 amino acids. NCBI's taxonomy places the organism in Eukaryota, Viridiplantae, Streptophyta, Magnoliopsida, Rosales, Cannabaceae.